This is a messenger RNA of Glarea lozoyensis ATCC 20868, 1353 nucleotides long. RefSeq lists its product as uncharacterized. Lineage: Eukaryota; Fungi; Ascomycota; Leotiomycetes; Helotiales; Helotiaceae. The transcript has 5 exons. The coding region runs from base 1 to 1353 and encodes 450 amino acids. The record is from RefSeq and is a predicted model, not a curated record.
AUGGCGAGGCUUGCGCCAGCCUUCUUUGGCCAACGCCUAGAAGAUCCAGCCUCGCUACCAACAUAUUCUUCUCCAAAGCCAUAUUCUGGUCCUAUGCUAGCUGAUAUGAAACUCGCAGGGACAAAAAAGCUCCAUUCUUCGAUAAUCUUGGAGAAGAUGAAAAGAAAUGUCGCAUCCAAAAGAAAGCGGAAUAGCUCGUCGAAUGGGGAAGAACCUGGCAUCGAUUCAAUGGGAGAAAGCUCGACUACUGGUAUCCGAAUGUCUGAAGUUUUAGAGGUCAAUACCCAAUGCUCUCCGGAUUUGACACAACAGGCUCCGCUUUCACCAACGAGCACGGUUCAAACGUACGCGGAGAGCUCGAACACAAAAUCGAUUGGCGAUCAAGAACGAGUGAUUACGUCCAAGAUUCCUAGGAGCAUAAAACAACAGGCAGAGAAGGUGGAUACUGGGUAUGAUAGGAUAAUACAGCGCGGAUACGAGAGUUAUCCAGAUGGGUGGCCAAGGUUGGCAGCGUUCCAAAACAGCGCCAGCAGCCUUCGAAUGUUCCGGAGAUUUGGUAACGAGCAUUGCCGCGUCCUACUUCAUUUGCAGGCUGAGAUUACGACUAUCCAUCAAAAGCUGGAUGAAUUGGAUUUGGCAGACUCCAAUUCGGAAGACAUGAGGUAUCGCUUGAAGCGAAACGAGUGGCACGAAGGCUGGGACUGCGCACAGAAAGACUUGCUCGAGAGUUUGCGAGUUAAGCUAAUUCAGUACGACGAGUUGUUGCUCAAAGACAACGCACUUCGUGCACUGUCUCCUCCAUCCGAUCGAGACUAUUACACGUUAUUCAACUGGAUCUGGAAGAAGAAGCCUCUUGAUCUUGGACAAUGGGAUUUUGCUCUGCAUCGGAAUGACUUCGUCACCACUUCAAACGCGAAGACCAAUGGAUUUGAGAGCGCUGUUGAGCUGUGUUUGAGUCGGUGGCCAGAAUUAUUUCAGGUGAGACGAGCACUCUCGAACUGGUCUACAUGUAAUAGUGAUUCGGUACAGAAAGUAUCAUGGCUGAAAAGCCGAUCUGGGGAAGCGAGUAGUGAAGGUGUCCAUGUUUUCCCGAUGGCCAAAAUUGCUGCAGCCGCAAGCGUCUUGCUGGUUUGCGUAGCUGUUACUAUCUUAAUGCUCCCGGUCUUUCUUCUAUACUUGAUUACGCCGAGUGUUUUUGCUAGUCUAAUCAUCCUAGUGAUAUUUGUUUUCGCAUUUGCAACACUCAUGUCGUCGGCAGGAGUUAGGGUCGAGGUAAUGUUUAUUGGGACGUGCACAUAUUCUGCUGUACUGGUCACCUUCUUGGGAAAUAUCCAUGAUCCUGGGAAGACGUAG